AUGGAGCCCCGCAAAACCCCUCCGGAGUACUUCCUGGAGAUCUUCGCCGACACCACCACCGUGCGCGACGUGCUGAAAGGUGUCCUAAACCUCAUCUUCUUCCACCGCUACUUCCCCUCCAUCCGACCCGUCACCUUCGAUGUACUCGACUUCACCCUCCCCGCUAUCAAUGACGCAGACCUUGAAACACUUAUAGAGUCCCGCGUAGAGGCCCUCGUCCGCCAGCAUCUCUCCUCGGCUGCUGGUGCGCAGGAUAGGAAGGCGGGUGGGGGCGGGGGUGUACGGGGACGCAUCGCUGUGGAGUUCUAUGAGAAGAAACGCCGGCGCUCGGGGAUGUGGUUUGGCGGACUUGCUGGGAAUGGAGAGGAAGAGGUCUGCUGGGAGAUUUGGACGUUGGAUGUUACCAUUGCGACGCCGCGGACUGAGUCUGAGCGCGCCAAGGUUCGCAAGGCAAUGGGUAAUAUGCUCCAGAAAGCUGCUCUCAAGAUUCUCAACCUUGUCAACAAAGACAAAGAUCAUAUUCCACCAAUUACAACCAGCGACUCAAAUCCCUUCCCCUACCGCAUUGUGGUCAACCCACGGACCGACGGUUGGGGCAACCGCAUGGGCCUGUACUAG
Molecule: messenger RNA, 618 nt
Organism: Penicillium waksmanii
Lineage: Eukaryota; Fungi; Ascomycota; Eurotiomycetes; Eurotiales; Aspergillaceae
Product: autophagy-related protein 101
Exons: 3
Coding region: 1-618 (205 amino acids)
Biological process (GO): autophagosome assembly; autophagy
Cellular component (GO): phagophore assembly site
Source: RefSeq, a predicted model, not a curated record